UGAUAUCCAAGGCACCUUAUAGGCCCAAACAAUAGUAAAUUAAAAGCACAACACUUGUCAAUACUAACACCCGCAAGAUAUGAGCGUGCUGUUCACGCACAAACUUCCCCUAGUAUUUUCAGAAGUUGGUGACGUAAACGGCGCGUGAGAAUAUCCUCGACCACAACAUCAAUAUCGAGCCGACAAAGCAAAAAAAAAAAAAAAGAUGAACAUAACUCUCUCUCUCUCUAUCUAUCUCUGUCUUCACGCUAAUUCUGUGUUCUUUCUUUCAUCAUCUCCGUCUCUUUCGGUUGAUUCGCUUGACACUUUCCUAAUCUAUCUAUCUAUCUUUACCUUAAAAUCAGUAAUCAGUGUAAGCUUAAAAGGGUCACUCUGAUCCUACCACUAAUAUCAAUUUGUUCGUCCGUUGAUUUUCAAUUUGUGUUUGGGUAUCUGAGGUUUGUGUUAGGAAAUGUAUCCCUGUGGUUACGUUGCUGAAGUCACCAACUUGUCUCCUCGAGCCACUGAAAAAGAUGUUCAGAGUUUCUUCUCUCAUUGUGGAAUCGUUGAGCUCGUCGAGAUCACUGGAUGCCAAGGAGAUGAUGCGUUAACGGCUUAUGUAACGUUCAGAGAUGCGUAUGCUCUAGAUAUGGCCUUGUUACUUACCGGAGCUACGAUCGUUGAUCAAACCGUGUGGAUAUCCAUGUACGGUGUCUACCUACACGAAUCUAACAAUCUCACACGAGAAGAAGAUUAUACUGUAACGGUGACUCAAAGCCACGCGGACGCAUUUGCUUCAUCGCCUGGAGAAGCGGUAACCAUUGCUCAACAAGUCGUCAAGACAAUGAUAUCUAAAGGCUACGUCCUAAGCAAAGAUGCCAUCGGUAAAGCCAAAGCUUUGGACGAGUCUCAGGGAUUCUCAAGCUUGGUAGCCAACAAACUGGCUGAGAUUGGUCGUUACAUUGGCCUCACACAGAACAUUCAGUCGAGCAUGGAAGUGGUGAGAUCAGCGGACGACAAGUAUCAUUUCUCUGAUUUCACUAAAUCAGCCGUUCUUGUCACGGGCACGGCUGCUGUGGCUGCAGCCACCAUUACAGGGAAAGUGGCUGCUUCUGCUGCGACCACUGUAGUCAACAGUCGAUAUUUCGCUAAUGGGGCUUUAUGGUUCUCAGAUGCUUUGGGCCGGGCUGCAAAAGCUGCGGCCCAUAUGGGUGGUGGUGGAAGCAGUUGAUUAUUUAUGUAUAUGUGGUUUUAAGCCAUAAAGAUGUUGGAAUAAAAAAAAUCAUAAAUGUAUAAUUAGUACCAUUACAUGAUUUCCCUGUAUGCUAUAUGGGAAAUUGUAAGAGUUUAUAUAUACAUGAAGGGGAACAUAUAUGAGUAAAUAUAUAUCAGCCUAAACUUAUUUUUUAUUAAAAA
Messenger RNA from Brassica rapa (field mustard), 1395 nucleotides. Its product is annotated as binding partner of ACD11 1. NCBI's taxonomy places the organism in Eukaryota, Viridiplantae, Streptophyta, Magnoliopsida, Brassicales, Brassicaceae. Gene Ontology annotation, molecular function: RNA binding. The record is from RefSeq and is a predicted model, not a curated record.